AUUGUGUUGUAUGCCCCACAAUAUACACCCGUUGGGCCCCAUAUAUGCGUGGUGUUUAUUCGGGCAUGGAUGUAGAUUAGGGUGUGCAACACCAAAUCGGUGUCUGCUACGCCCACCAAGGCCAACUUCAAGGCUUCUAGCAACACGAAUCGUGUAACACAGAAAAUCCAAGAUGUACUGGAAAAGUCUUUUGGUGCUGGCGCUCGCCGUGCCUGGCCGAGCGAUCGUUCGUUUUCACUGCUCGCAGCUCGUUCGAGAGCGAUUAGAUCCUCUGGUGGAACCGGGCGCGAAUCCGUCCGCGCAUGUACAUCAGAUCGUUGGCGGCAACUCGUUCAACGCGACGAUGGAACCUGGGAAAGAUAUGCCUGGCGAGAGCACUUGUACGACGUGCACGUUUGCCGAUGACUUUUCAAACUACUGGACUGCUGUCAUGUAUUUCCGUGCCAAAAACGGCACGUAUAAAAGGGUGCCCAACAUCGGGAACAACCAGUUUGAGAAAGCGAACGGGGGCCUGACAAUCUACUACAUGCAAGAUGCCAUCUACGACGAGAACCAGAAAUCGAACGUGACAGCCUUCAAGCCGGGCUUCCGAAUGUUCAUCGGAGACGUACACGCUAGGACUCUUGCAGAAGCCUCGCGGUACAGGUACCUGACCUACACGUGCUUGGACACCUGGACGCAGCGCUCGCCAGAGACUAUUGCAUUCCCGCAGCGCAAGUGCAAAGAGGGCAUCAUGACGACGCUGCGCUUUCCCACAUGCUGGGAUGGGAAGAAUCUCGACAGCCCCGACCACAUGUCGCACAUGAGCUACCCCGAAACCGGCACCUUCGAGAGCGGCGGCCCGUGUCCUGCCACACAUCCCGUUCGCACUGCUCAGGUGAUGUUCGAGGUUCUCUGGGACACAAAGCAGUUCAAUGACCUGGAGUGGCCAGAGGACGGGAGAAACCCGUUCGUGUGGUCUUUUGGAGACGCCACCGGAUAUGCCAACCAUGCGGAUUACGUCUUUGGGUGGAAAGACAAUUCGCUGCAGAAAGUGCUGGAUUCGCCAUGCUACUUUUACACAAACUGCUCCGAGUAUGGACACAAGCUGCAGUCAGUGGAGGAUAUGAAUAAGUGUGCGCAGAAGCCGGUUCUUGAAGAGGAUAUAGACGGCUGGCUUGAUGCGUUGCCAGGUGGUUAUCAGUCUCAGUAUGGACCGACGUCGGGAUGA
Molecule: messenger RNA, 1210 nt
Organism: Paraphaeosphaeria sporulosa
Lineage: Eukaryota; Fungi; Ascomycota; Dothideomycetes; Pleosporales; Didymosphaeriaceae
Exons: 8
Coding region: 173-1210 (345 amino acids)
Source: RefSeq, a predicted model, not a curated record